AAACGAUAAAACCCUCAAACAAACACAACACAGUCAGUCCUUCCAGUACCAAACCCUUGGCUCCCUCCCAGCCCCCUCUGGGAAAAACGAUCGAACACCUCGGCUCCGUGACUCCCAGGCCCCCUCUGGCUGGAGCUCCUGCGAUCGCCACUCUAUUCCUGUGCCGCCUCUCCGGUCCUGUGUCCGCUCCUCUCUGCCUCUUCUCUCUCUCCGGGGAAGGCAACUCCCCGCCGACCUCGGCUGCCGCCACUUCGACUGCGCCGAACAAGUAGGGUCAACGGAGAGGAGCUGGGCAAAGAAAGAAGAGAUGGCGAGGCCGAGGUGCUACUUGGACGUUAGCAUUACCGGGGAGCUCGAGGGGAGGAUCGUGGUGGAGCUCUACAAUGACAUCGUCCCGAAGACCGCCGAGAACUUCAGGGCUCUCUGCACCGGUGAGAAGGGCAUUGGCCCCAACACUGGCGUUCCCCUCCACUACAAGGGGGUACGCUUUCAUCGGGUUAUCAAAGGAUUUAUGGCACAAGGUGGAGAUAUUUCUGCUGGAAAUGGCACUGGUGGAGAGUCGAUCUAUGGUUUGAAAUUUGAAGAUGAGAACUUUGAAUUGAAGCAUGAGAGGAAAGGCAUGCUGUCAAUGGCUAACUCAGGCCCUAACACUAAUGGGUCUCAGUUUUUCAUCACGACAACUCGGACAUCUCAUUUAGAUGGAAAGCAUGUAGUAUUUGGAAGGGUUGUAAAGGGAAUGGGAGUGGUCCGAUCAAUUGAACAUGUCCACACUGAUGACGGUGACUGCCCUAUUUCCGAUGUGAUCAUUGCUGACUGUGGAGAAAUUCCAGAGGGACAGGACUAUGGAAUUACUAACUUCUUCAAGGAUGGAGAUGCAUAUCCUGAUUGGCCAAUUGAUCUAGAUGAGAGUCCAAGUGAGUUGUCUUGGUGGAUGAUUGCUGUGGAUUCUAUCAAGGGAUUUGGAAAUGAGAAUUUUAAGAAGCAAGAGUACAAGAUGGCUCUUCGAAAGUAUCGAAAGGCAUUGCGCUAUUUGGAUGUCUGCUGGGAGAAGGAUGGUAUCGAUGAAGUCAAGAGUGCUGCUUUGAGAAAGACAAAGUCACAGAUUUUCACAAAUAGUGCUGCUUGUAAAUUGAAACUCGGGGAUCUUAAAGGAGCACUUUUGGACACUGAUUUUGCUAUUCGUGAUGGAGAUGACAAUGCGAAGGCUCUGUAUCGUCAGGGCCAGGCAUACAUGGCGCUCAACGACAUUGAUUCUGCUUUUGAGUCCUUCUCAAAGGCACUGGAACUGGAGCCAAAUGAUGGUGGAAUUAAGAAAGAGCUUGCUGCUGCUAAAAAGAAGGUUUUUGAGAGACGUGAAAAGGAGAAGAAGGCAUACCGCAAAAUGUUCCUUUAAGAGGCUGCCCAGGAUUCAGGUUUCCUGUUUCUGGAGCUACUUUGUUUUUGGAUAAUUUGGAGCUACUUUAUUGCACGGAAGGCUCUUGCUCUAUGAAAAGGUUAAGGAUGGUAAACAUACAGGAGAUUCUUCUCAACAUACAAUGGCACAAAUCUGAAGCUGUUUUGGCGGAUUUUGAUUCGAGUAUAUAGAAUCAGUUAGGAUCUAGGCCUUCUCGCUUCACCUUCGUAACUUCUAGCUGUUUUGAGAAACUCAUGUUCAAAUCUUGUCAUCGUAAUGAAUUUCUUCGGCCAUGGACAAAACUGUCUUUUGUUAAAUGCCAAUAUCAUUUUGAUCAUUUGUGGUGA
Messenger RNA from Punica granatum (pomegranate), 1740 nucleotides. The record is from RefSeq and is a predicted model, not a curated record. Lineage: Eukaryota; Viridiplantae; Streptophyta; Magnoliopsida; Myrtales; Lythraceae.